CUCACACGCCUGCGAAAUGCAGUUGCAGUCGACAUUUAUCAGGAGAAGUAUUAACUUUCCAUUUUAGUAAGAUUUCACGGGAAACACGCGACUUUCUUGCUGGUGCUUUCUACAUUGCUAAUAUUUAGUGGUAUACAGUCUUUGGUAGCGAGUGACAUCUUGUGCAGUCAGUAUGACUCAAUGGGAGAACCUCAUGGCUCCGGUUUACUCGCUGCAAUUGCAUGAACUUUAUGACAGAGAUGAUUUGCCUAUGGACGUGCGGCAUUACUUAUCUGUUUGGAUAGAGAAGCAAGAUUGGCAAAGAGCUGCUGGAGACUAUGGGUUGGCCAUUUUGCUAUUCCAACAACUUUUGGAAAAUAUUGAUAUCCAACACAGCCGUUUUGGUCUGCAAGAGGAAUUCUUUCUCAUGCAACAUAAUUUUAGACGAUAUAAGAACAACUUUCAGAAGUAUCAAGAAGAACCAUGCAUACUGGCCAGAAAGAUAUCGUGGUUUUUGGAAAAAGAAAAGGAGAUAUUGCUCAGUGCUGAGUUGAAUGAAAAGGUCCAGCAGUUAUGUGUAGAGCAACAGACAAUGGAGACGGACAGUCAACAGGAACUUGAACGUAGGAUGGCCGGAUUCAAGAAUGAAGUGCAGUGCAUGGAGCAUACUAUUGUUUGUCUGGAAGAGCAGCAAGAUGAGUUUGAUUUUAAAUAUCAGACCCACCAAAUGGAGGCGGUGAAAGACGAAAAUGAAAAACGGAAACAAUGGAAUAUCCUCCAGUCUCUUGUGAAUCAGUUAAACAGUUGUAGAAAGAGGACGCUGGUCGAUUUACUGAAGAUCCUGGACAAAGCUGAAGACUUGAUCGAGACUCUGGUGAAGAAGGAGCUGGUGGACUGGCAGCGCAGGCAGCAGAAAUCCUGCAUCGGAGCUCCGGAUAAUGUCAGUCUGGACCUACUCGAGAAAUGGUUCAGCUGUGUGGCGGCUUGUCUCUUUCAAGUGAGAGAGUUUCUGAGUAAACUGGACGAACUGUCGGGGAAAGUGUCUUAUGAAAAUGACCCGCUGAAGAUGGAUAAACCAAGAAUACAGGAACGAGCCGACACACUGCUGAAAAAUCUACUGCUCAGUUCUUUUGUGGUGGAGACUCAGCCGUCAAUGCCACAGGGGAAAGGCCCGCUGGUGCUUCGGACCAAUGUGCAGUUCUCAGUCAAAGCCAGGCUGCUUGUGAAGUUUUCUGAAUUGAACCAUCUGAUGAAAGUGGAUGUGUCCAUGGACAGCGAGGCUCCUCAAAUCAAAGGAUACCGACGUUUUAAUGUUUUAGGGACCAAAAGUAAAGCUCUGAACAUGACUGAGAGCCAGAAUGGAGGCAUGGUGGCAGACUUCAGACACCUGACUCUGAAGGAGCAGAAAUGUGGAGGUGGGGGAAAAGGAGCCAGUGAAAUCUCUCUGAGCGUCACAGAAGAACUGCACAUUAUCAACUUUGACACAGCGUUUGAUUUUAAAGGGAUGUCACUGAAACUGCAGGCAUCAUCUCUCCCCAUGGUGAUCAUCUCUAACUCCAGUCAGCAGCAGAGUGCUUGGGCCUCUGUUCUGUGGUUCAACAUGCUCAGCCUCUACCCCAAAGACAUCCGAUUCUUCACUGCGCCCCCCUCGGCUCCGUGGCCCCAGUUUGCAGAGAUGUUAAGUUGGCAGUUUCUCUCUGCAACUAAACUUGGACUGAACGAGGCGCAAUUAGAAAUGAUCGCGUUUAGACUUUUUGGAAAGCAACAAAGCUAUAACGACUUGACAGUGUCUUGGGCGAAAUUUAGCAAGGAAAAUACCCCUUUUACAUUCUGGGUGUGGUUUGAUGGCAUUUUGAUGAUGGUGAAACAGUAUCUGGUAGAGCUGUGGAGAGAUGGUCUGAUCAUGGGCUUUGUAACUAAAGCAAAAGAGAAAUCACUUUUGAAGAAAAAACAGAGAGGGACUUUUUUACUUCGCUUCAGUGAAAGUGUGAUCGGAGGAAUCACAUUCUCCUGGGUGGAAACCACUCUCACUGGUGAGCCUGAGAUUAAGACAGUUCGACCUUUCACCAAAAACGACCUGGAGCAGAUUCCUUUUCAUGAAAUCAUCAGAAACUUCCAGCUGAUGGAGACGGACAACGUGCCGGAAAACCCUCUGCUCUACCUGUAUCCGAACACACCCAAAGACGAGGCGUUUGGGAAGUACUACAGCGACAAGUCCGGAGAAAACAGCCCCUACAUCAAGUACAUCAAAACCAAGCUCAUGUUUGUCACGACUGAGAACUCUCUGGAGGCUCAGUCUUCCUCUGCAGUGACUCAGGGCCCAGAGCUGCAGCCAAUCAGUGCUCUGUGCGGAGUCGAACAAAGCACUAUUGAAACCGGGGACCUCACUCUGGAGGCGUUCUUGGCCGACCCUCUACUGUCACCCCCUGGUGGUUCGAACAAUGCAGAGGACUUCAUGAUUUCUUCGUACGACCCUAACCUCUUGAACUGUGACCUGGUCUCAUCUGAAUUGAACCUUCCGGACCUCCACACUCUCCCCACUCAGUUCUGUGGCAUUUUCCAAUCAUUUUAAAGAAGUAUUAAGGGUUUUUGGGGGAUUUGGGGAGUAUUAAGCUAUAACCUGUGUAGAUCAUUAUUUUUGUCAUCGUAAAGGCUCAUUUAUGCUCAAUUUUUGUACAUAAACAGAUGCAUGCAUUCCAAGUGUAGUCACUGCAUUUAUGCAUUCAGCUGAUUCUAAUGUAAAAUAUGUAUUCUGUUAAAUAAUCACCAGAGGGAGCACAAAAUCAGUUUGAGAAUUGAUUGGGGGGGGGGGGGGGGGUGAAAACUGAAUUUUUUUCUCAAAUUCAGGACAACCUUGCCUGAGGUAUCCACAAUGAUAUCUCUGUAUUUUUUUUUUAUAGAUACUGAAGUUAUUAGUUAGUAGUUAUCAUUAUUACUGAAGUAAUAAUGAGGCAACACUAUUAUAAGGUGGUUAAAAGUUCACAAACUUCCACUUUACAUAAUAUAACCCCUUGAAAUUCAAACUUUUUUUUCUGCUAUUAACUAGGAUAGUGAUGUUAACUGAAAGUUGGUUAAAGCAGCAGUUUGAAAGGUGGCAGCUGUAGUAUAACCCUCUUUAAACAUGCUCUGAAAUCUAUGGAAUUCUUGUAAUUCAUUCUCACUCAAAUGUUUUAAAAUGUGAAUUGUAAACUGAAUCACUUUCAAAAAUCAUGUUAAUUAUCUUUAAAAAAAAAUAUUUUCCACAAAAAUCUAAAUUGCCAUACUCUUGAAUUUCACUUUUUAAGACAAUUAAUACUUCAUAUGCUCUUAUGACUCUUAUUUUGUUGGAAACUACAAUCACUUUAGUGUUAUUAUUGCCCUAUGUAGUGUUGUAGUGUGUAGUGCUGCUGUCCCUGUGUGAAAAAAUAGUUUACUUUGUUAUUUUCUUUGUAGAUUGUGCUUUUACUUGUAAAAUAAUUUAGAUGGUCUUUAUAUAGGGUAUGUCUUGCCCUCUUUUAAGAAAAUAUUAUUUGUAUUGGUGAUAGAGCUGGACUCAUAAUUAUGUUAAACAAGAUUGCACUGAUGAAACGAAUGAAAAGGUUAUGUGCUGGCCAGCUUAAAUCUACUGCCUACGAAUGAUUAUGUUCAAAAUGUGUGAAUAAACUUGCAUUUUUACUGACA
Periophthalmus magnuspinnatus is the source of this 3639-nucleotide messenger RNA. It is a transcript of the gene stat2, whose product is annotated as signal transducer and activator of transcription 2. Gene Ontology annotation, biological process: response to peptide hormone; regulation of cell population proliferation; type I interferon-mediated signaling pathway. Bases 173 to 2551 code for a protein of 792 amino acids. The record is from RefSeq and is a predicted model, not a curated record. Gene Ontology annotation, molecular function: RNA polymerase II cis-regulatory region sequence-specific DNA binding; DNA-binding transcription factor activity, RNA polymerase II-specific. Lineage: Eukaryota; Metazoa; Chordata; Actinopteri; Gobiiformes; Gobiidae. The transcript has 24 exons.